UCAGUCAAGUUCGGAGCACCGACAUGAGCGGACCCAACGCGUAAAAAUGCAGUUCCGCAAAUUUUGGAUAGCGUUUGCCAUUUUUCUAUACUUUUAUUUCGAACUUAGCCAUGGUGCUAAUAUUUUAGGAGUGUUUCCAUACCGACUUCCGUCGCAUUUCCAGGUAGUUCGACCUCUGGUGAAGGCACUAUCAAACCGAGGUCACAAUAUGACAAUAAUAACCCCGGUAGGAAUAUUUGCCGACAUUGAGGGAGUACGUCAUAUUCGCAUAUCUAACCUAAACAAAAUGUCAGAGAAUCUUCUAGAGUCGAAUGAAUUUUUGGAUUUUUUCUCAAGCAAAUGGUCAGAGGCGUAUUGGAUAGCGUCAAUGCUUUCCAAUGUUUCUGAUGGUAUUCUAAGUGACGAAGGUGUCCAGAGGAUGCUCCAUAAUAAAAACGAGCGAUUUGACAUGAUACUGCUUGAGGCGGGACACUUGGAUGCUCUCUACGGAUUUGCUGAUCACUUUAACGCCACUUUGAUGGGGCUCUCCUGUGUUAUUCCCACCUGGAAUGUGGACUUACUGGCCGGCAAUCCGGCACCCAGUGUCUAUGAACCGAUUAUGCCCAGAGAAUACAACUUUGACACUUCUCUAAUGAGCAGAUUCAGCAACUGGAUCUAUAUCACGGAAGAAAAGCUUCUAAGCUAUUUGGUUUUUAGACCCGUUCAGCAAAAGUUAUUCAACAAGUAUUUCAGGCAUUCCUCAAAAAAAUUGAGCGAACUGCGAGCCCAAUUUUCCGUUAUUCUAAUUAACAAUCACUUUAGUAUGGGACGAGUGCGGGCCAAUGUUCCCAAUAUUAUAGAAGUGGCUGGCAUUCAUCUCAGUGAGCCGCCGGAGCCUUGUGAUAAGGAUCUUCGCAGAUUCUUGGAUGAGGCAGAAAAUGGCGUCAUAUACUUCUCCCUGGGGAUGGAUGUGCUAAUUAAGUUCUUACCGAAAAGCAUACAGAAACUUUUGUUGGAGAGUUUUACGCGGCUGAAACAGAGAGUGGUAGUGAGGAGUGAUGUGUCUUCGAUCCCCAAUAAGUCUGGAAACAUAUACGUCAUAUCUCAAGCGCCGCAGAGGGAAAUUUUGGAACACCCUAAUGUUCGUCUAUUCAUCACCCACGGAGGAAUGCUCAGCGUAAUGGAAGCCAUCUAUAGUGGAGUUCCAAUGCUGGGAAUACCAUUUUUUUUCGACCAGUUUGGAAAUCUGCAUCGAGUUCAGCUAGCUGGAAUGGCGAUAGUCCUGGACAAUAAUGCUCUCAGUGUAGAUAUUCUUACCAGUUCCAUUCGAGAGUUGAUCGAAAAUCCAAAGUAUGCAUUAAGAGCUAAGGAGAUGUCGCUCAAUUUCAGAGACAGACCCAUGAGUCCGUUGGAUACAGCCGUUUGGUGGACUGAGUACGCCUUGAGAAAUCAGGACAUCAGUCAUAUAAGACUUAAUGAGGAUGAGUUUCCUUUCGUGCAAUACUAUGGAUUAGAAAGCCUUAUAUCCUGGGGUCUACGAUUUGGAUUCGUGAUAGGCUCUUUAUUUCUAUUGGGAUUUAGAAUUUAUCAGAAGGGUUUCAAUAGACAGAGGCAAGUUCUUAAAACGGAUCAAAAUAUAGUUAUUUAUGCUCGAAAUAAAAAGUCCGACUUACAACUUAGAAAGAGUUUACAGUCAAAUUAAUAAAACUGAAAAAUAACCCAGAAAAGAAGUUU
Drosophila ananassae is the source of this 1713-nucleotide messenger RNA. RefSeq names its product UDP-glycosyltransferase UGT4. Bases 47 to 1681 code for a protein of 544 amino acids. The record is from RefSeq and is a predicted model, not a curated record. Gene Ontology annotation, molecular function: UDP-glycosyltransferase activity. The transcript has 2 exons. NCBI's taxonomy places the organism in Eukaryota, Metazoa, Arthropoda, Insecta, Diptera, Drosophilidae.